UAAUCAUUGCAGAAUGAAAAAAAAAAGGAUCGUUUACAUGUUCCCAUCAUCAAUGUUUCCAUGUUUUCCAUAACCAUUUGCAAUUAUUAUAUCAACCCUUUAAUCAAUUUUUCUCAACUUAAAGUAAUUUGCUUCAAAUAUCUAGUUAUUCCCCAAAGGUGUUCGAUGAAACUCCCAACAGAGUAGAAACAAAGCUUCUUCUUAGUUUUUGAAGUUCUGAAUUCAUUUGCAUUAGCUUGAAGAUGGUACCAAUGAGCGUUUUCAGUGCAGGGUCUAUUCGGGUUUCAAUGAUUUCGAGGAGCAUUUUGAAGUUCUGAAAUUCAUUUGUAUUGGCUCGAACAUGGCAUCAAUGGCGUUUUCGGGUUCGGGUCUCUUUGGCUUCGACCUAUAGAUGCUCCACAUUGUGCCAAAUCAAAGCAGUGGGAAAUGAGGAUAUCAAAGGUUUAUUCAUGGUUUUAUGGUUAUUAUCCUUGGAUGGUUGUUUUUGCUACAACUUUAGUAUUGUUUGGAAGCUUAUCAAAAUCAAGCAACAAUCAAGAUGAAGUUCCUUUGAAAGCUUCAAAGUUUCAGAAACCAUUGAGGCUCCCAAAUAAAGGGUAUGGUUAUCCACCUGUUCUUGCUUAUUGGAUUAGUGGCAGCAAAGGAGAUAGUAAUAAAAUGGUGAGGUUGCUGAAAGCAAUAUAUCAUCCAAGAAACCAGUAUCUGCUGCAACUUGAUUCAGGUUCAUCUGAUUAUGAAAGGGAAAAUUUGGGAUUCUUGAUUGAAUCCGAGACAGUGCUUCAAACAUUCGGAAAUGUUAAUGUUGAAGGUAAAAGUUAUGCAGUUAAUAAGAUGGGAUCUUCAGCUCUUGCUGCUACACUUCAUGCUGCGGCUUUGCUUCUUAAGAUUAAUUCAGAUUGGGAUUGGUUUAUACCUUUAAGUGCCUCUUCUUAUCCCCUAAUGAAUCAAGAUGAUCUCCUCCAUGCUUUUACUUUCCUUCCAAGGGACCUCAACUUCAUUGAUUAUAUUAGCAAUCCGGGUUGGAAACAGAGGGGAGAGAUUAACCGAAUUGUUGUAGACCCCAACUUAUAUUAUAAGAGCAAUACCCCAAUUAACUAUGAUGUUGAAACUCGAAAACCAGAUGCUUUCGAGAUUUUUGGAGGUUCACCAUGGGUGAUUCUUUCAAGAUCAUUCAUGGAGUUUUGCAUCUAUGGAUGGGAUAACAUUCCAAGAAAGCUAUUAAUGUAUUUCACCAAUGUAGCUUACCCUCUUGAAACCUAUUUCCACACAGUGAUUUGCAAUUCAUUUGAGUUUCAAAACACAACAUUGAGCAAUGAUUUAAGGUACGAUAUUAUUCCGAAAUCCCCUAAGCCCAAGAUUUUAAACACUUCGAAGUACGGUGAAAUCGUAGCUGGUGAAUCAGUUUUUGCUCAGCCAAUUCAAGAAGAUGAUCCAUUGCUAAACAUGAUUGAUGAAGAUGUUCUGCAUAGGAUGCCUGAUAAUUUCGUGCCUGGGAGCUGGUCUUCUUGUCAAGGUAUCAAUCAAGGUGAAGAUUUAUGUUAUAGGUGGGCAGACAUUGAUACUGUGAAACCUGGUUCCAAAGGUAUAAAACUUGCUUCUCUCUUAACCAAGCUUGUUGAAGAAAGAAGACAUAAUCCUAGCCAAUGCCACCAGCAACGUGGACCAUGAUAUUAGACUUUGUAAUUGUUUUGUAUUUUAUCGUAUCAUCAUUGUGUCUAUAUUGUUUUAUGUGAAUUCCUUAUUAUUAUUUUUAUUCAAACUAAUAUUAAAUAUAUUAAAAAUA
Molecule: messenger RNA, 1783 nt
Organism: Gossypium raimondii (Peruvian cotton)
Lineage: Eukaryota; Viridiplantae; Streptophyta; Magnoliopsida; Malvales; Malvaceae
Product: beta-glucuronosyltransferase GlcAT14A
Exons: 6
Coding region: 427-1668 (413 amino acids)
Cellular component (GO): membrane
Molecular function (GO): glucuronosyltransferase activity
Source: RefSeq, a predicted model, not a curated record